Molecule: messenger RNA, 786 nt
Organism: Pelecanus crispus (Dalmatian pelican)
Lineage: Eukaryota; Metazoa; Chordata; Aves; Pelecaniformes; Pelecanidae
Gene: SIRT5
Product: sirtuin 5
Cellular component (GO): nucleus
Molecular function (GO): protein-malonyllysine demalonylase activity; protein-succinyllysine desuccinylase activity; histone deacetylase activity, NAD-dependent
Source: RefSeq, a predicted model, not a curated record
AUGGCUGAUUUUCGAGAAGUGUUUGCCAAAGCGAAGCACAUAGCCAUUAUCACAGGAGCCGGUGUUAGCGCGGAGAGUGGAGUUCCUACCUUCAGAGGGGCUGGAGGUUUCUGGAGAAAGUGGCAAGCCCAGGAGUUGGCUACGCCAGGGGCUUUUGCGCGAAACCCUUCUCGUGUGUGGGAAUUUUACCAUUACCGCCGGGAAGUGAUGUUGAGCAAACAUCCAAAUCCUGCGCAUAUCGCCAUUGCAGAGUGUGAAAGGCGACUGAGCAAGCAAGGAAGGAGCGUUGUGGUCAUUACUCAGAAUAUCGAUGAACUACACCGAAAGGCAGGCACAAAGCACCUCUUAGAAAUUCACGGUAGUUUAUUUAAAACUCGAUGCACCAACUGUGGAAAUGUGGCUGCAAAUUACAAGAGUCCAAUAUGCCCCGCAUUGGCCGGGAAAGGGGCUCCAGAUCCUGCAACGGAAGACGCCGCGAUUGCAGUUGAAGACCUUCCUCAGUGUGAGGAGGACGGCUGCAAUGGGCUCCUCCGUCCCCACGUUGUGUGGUUUGGUGAAACCCUGGAUCCUGACAUUCUCACAGAGGUUGAGAAGGAGCUUGAGAUAUGCGACCUCUGCUUAGUAGUCGGGACCUCCUCCGUGGUGUAUCCUGCCGCUAUGUUUGCCCCUCAGGUAUCUGCCAGAGGAGUGCCAGUUGCAGAAUUUAACAUGGAAGCUACUCCUGCUACAAACAGAUUCAGGUUUCACUUCCCGGGCCCCUGCGGGACCACCCUGCCGCCGGCGCUG